Messenger RNA from Acomys russatus (golden spiny mouse), 2222 nucleotides. Its product is annotated as cytochrome P450 4F1. NCBI's taxonomy places the organism in Eukaryota, Metazoa, Chordata, Mammalia, Rodentia, Muridae. The transcript has 12 exons. Gene Ontology annotation, molecular function: iron ion binding; oxidoreductase activity, acting on paired donors, with incorporation or reduction of molecular oxygen; heme binding. The record is from RefSeq and is a predicted model, not a curated record. The coding region runs from base 177 to 1745 and encodes 522 amino acids.
UAGCUGCGUUCCUCCUCCCCCUUCCUCAUUUUCUUCUCUACUCUUGUAGCCUCUUCUCCUGCAUUUCCCCGGAUCUCACCCCUCUCUCCUGCUCUGUCCUCUGCCCAGGGUCUCUGGAGAUUCCUGUCCCUUUCCUGGACCUCAGCUACUCCCUGUACGAUUAUCCACCCAGCAGGAUGUCACAGCUGAGCCUGUCCUGGCUGGGGCCUGAGUUGACUUCGCCUUGGCAGCUUCUGCUGGUGGUUGGAGUCUCCUGGAUCCUGGUCCGAAUUGUGACCCAGAUCCAUGCUGCCUGUGGGAACUAUCGUCGCCUCCGUGGCUUCCCUCAGCCCCCCAGACGGAACUGGCUUAUGGGUCAUGUGGGCAUGGUGCCUCCUACAGAGCAGGGCAUGAAGGAAUUGAGUCAGUUGGUGGAUACCUACCCGCAAGGCUUUAUGAUGUGGAUGGGCCCAGUGACUCCCAUAAUCAUUCUGUGCCACUCUGACAUCGUCCGAUCUAUCCUCAAUGCCUCAGCUGCCAUUGCAGUCAAGGAUGUGAUCUUCUACAGCAUCCUAAAGCCGUGGCUGGGGGAUGGGCUCUUGGUGAGUGCCGGUGACAAGUGGAGCCGCCACCGUCGCAUGCUGACACCCGCCUUCCACUUCAACAUCCUGAAACCCUAUGUGAAGAUUUUCAAUGACAGCACCAACAUCAUGCACGCCAAGUGGCGGCGCUUGAUCUCAGAAGGCAGCAGCUGUCUGGAUACGUUUGAACAUGUCAGCCUCAUGACUUUGGACAGUCUUCAGAAAUGUGUCUUCAGCUUUGACAGCAACUGUCAGGAGAAGCCCAGUGAAUAUAUCGCUGCCAUCUUGGAGCUCAGUGCCCUAGUGGCCAGCAGGCACCAGAAUCCUCUGCUACACAUGGACCUGCUGUACAACCUCACCCCUGUGGGGAUGCGCUUCCGUAAGGCCUGCAGACUGGUGCAUGAGUUUACGGAUGCUGUCAUCCAGGAGCGGCGCUGCACCCUCCCAGACCAGGGUUUGGAUGAUUUCCUUAAGUCCAAAGCCAAGUCCAAGACGUUGGAUUUCAUUGACGUGCUGCUGCUGACCAAGGAUGAAGAUGGAAAGAAGCUGUCAGAUGAGGACAUCAGAGCGGAGGCUGACACCUUCAUGUUUGAAGGCCAUGACACCACAGCCAGUGGGCUCUCCUGGAUCCUGUACAACCUGGCAAAGCACCCAGAAUACCAGGAGCGCUGCCGGCAGGAAGUGCAGGAGCUCCUGAGGGACCGAGAGCCUGAGGAGAUUGAAUGGGAUGACCUGGCCCAGCUGCCCUUCCUGACCAUGUGCAUCAAGGAGAGCAUGCGGCUGCAUCCUCCAGUCACGGUCAUCUCCCGACGCUGCACCCAGGACGUUGUGCUGCCAGGUGGCCGGACCAUCCCCAAAGGUGUCAUCUGCCUCAUCAGCAUCUUUGGAAUUCAUCACAACCCAUCCGUGUGGCCGGACCCUGAGGUCUAUAACCCCUUCCGCUUUGACCCUGAGAACAUCAAGGACAGGUCACCUUUGGCAUUUAUUCCCUUCUCAGCAGGGCCCAGGAAUUGCAUAGGACAGACUUUCGCCAUGACAGAGAUGAAGGUGGUGCUGGCGCUGACGCUGCUGCGCUUCCGCAUCCUGCCUGAUGACAAGGAGCCGCGCCGGAAGCCAGAGCUGAUCCUGCGUGCGGAGGGGGGGCUGUGGCUGCGGGUGGAGCCGCUAGGAAGGGGGGAACAGUGACUCCGAACCUGGCCGAGGGGAUCUCCUCACCCACCUACCUCUGCGAAUCCCAGAAUAAACUGAGCUGUCACCCCUAUUCGAACCUUAGAGAGCGCCAAGCAGGGGACACUGUGGAUGCAGAGCGUGGGUGAGGGAGGCCGGCUGGUGUCUGAGCAAAAUACCCUUGACUUCCUCUAACUCACCGUAGUGAAGGGGCAUUCUCCUGCAGCCAAGCCGGACUACUCUCUGGCUAAUAGGACGCCAAAGUGGGAUGUCUGACCAAGAGAAGGACCAGGAUGAAGGACAAGUUUGAGCUCUGGUUCUCUCAUCAAAUGCCUUAUUUCAGUUCCAUCUCCACCACUUAGACCUCCAUUCUGAUCUGUAAUAACACCUAACAGACCUCUCUUCUCUCAUCUCGCCAUUAUUCUGCUGUGGGCACUAAGUUACUGUGCUUAUUAAACCUUGAGCCUGGCGUCUUUUUAAUUGUGUUUUUUAAAG